Molecule: messenger RNA, 6452 nt
Organism: Anguilla rostrata (American eel)
Lineage: Eukaryota; Metazoa; Chordata; Actinopteri; Anguilliformes; Anguillidae
Gene: mertka
Product: c-mer proto-oncogene tyrosine kinase a
Exons: 30
Coding region: 235-5379 (1714 amino acids)
Biological process (GO): hormone-mediated signaling pathway; ovulation cycle process; male gonad development
Cellular component (GO): plasma membrane
Molecular function (GO): protein tyrosine kinase activity; ATP binding; G protein-coupled peptide receptor activity
Source: RefSeq, a predicted model, not a curated record
UCCAGUAAUAGGAAUGCAAUUUUUAAAAACCAAAAGUCAGAUUCAUUCGUUUUUCAAAUCUUCACUGAGUUUUGAGGAAGCAAGGAACCCCCCAGGGAAAGCAAUGCCAAAGGGACGAAUAUUCGUUCACUCCCCCGACUUCGCACAGGUUACUCCUGACGCGGUUUGCUCAUACUUCGACGUUUCAGGAUGGGCACGAGAGAGUAGUUGCCACUCUGUGGAGAACGACAGAACAUGGACCUGCGUCUUUCCGUCUUAUUUCUUCUUUUCCCGUCCGUCAUGUGCAUGUGGGGCUUCAUGACCAUUUCAGACUUUCAAUGUCCAGGGAUCUGUAUGUGCUCUCCCAAGACGAUCAGAUGCAACCGUGUGACUGAACUAUCCCUGCCAAUAGCUCAAAGAGACUCAUACAGGCGACUGACCCUCACUCAUCUGUCCCUGAAGCACAUCGCCGGCCGUGCCUUUGAGGAACUGGGCGGGGUCUUGAGCAUCGAAAUCACGCAGAGUGCCUCCCUGGAGAUCAUAGAAGCCCUGGCGUUCAACAACCUCACCAAUCUCUCUGAAAUCUUGAUCCAGAACACCAUGCGGUUGGCACACAUCAGUCGGAAGGCAUUCAACAACCUCCCGAAGCUACAAUACCUGAGCAUCUCCAACACUGGAAUCAGCCUGUUUCCUGACCUGUCGGCUAUUUCUUCACUGCAGUCUAAUUUCAUCCUUGAUAUCUGUGAUAAUCUAAACCUUCAAUCAAUUCCAUCAAAUGCAUUCAUUGGGAUGACCAAGGAGCAUACAGACAUGAACCUCUAUAACAAUGGUUUCAAAGAAGUACAGGAUCAUGCCUUCAAUGGAACAAGGAUCAAUAAGCUGGUUUUAAAAAAUAACAAAAAGCUGAAAAUGAUCCACAGCGAUGCCUUUAAAGGUGCUUUUGGACCGAGUACACUAGACGUUUCCGCCACGGCGGUGGAGGCCCUGCCGGAGCGGGGCCUGGAGGCGGUGCUGGUGCUGGUGGCCCGGGGCGCCUACGCCCUGAAGAGCCUCCCGCCGCUGACGGGGCUGCAGAGCCUGCAGGAGGCCCAGCUGACCUACCCCAGCCACUGCUGCUCCCUCAGAGAAGCUGAUGUCUUUGCUGAGUGGAGUAACAGAUCAGCAUUCUGCAACGACGUCAGUCUGCUAGAACGGAUGCUGGCCCUGAGCGUGGACCUUCCCCUCGCGCCCGGUUCCGUGGACCCAAGCCCAGAGGUCUACAGCGGCAUAGACCUCCAUUAUCCGGAGUUUGAUUUCUGCCACUCCAGGAGGGCCCCCCGGUGCGCGCCCGAGGCAGACGCGUUCAACCCCUGCGAGGACAUCGUGGGCUUCGGUUUCCUGCGCGUGGCCAUCUGGGUCAUCAGCACGCUGGCCAUCGCGGGCAACCUGACCGUGCUGGCGGUGCUCGUCGCCAGCCGGCGGAAGCUGAACGUGCCGCGCUUCCUCAUGUGCCACCUGGCCUUCGCCGACCUCUGCAUCGGGGUCUACCUGCUCACGAUCGCCGCCGUCGACCUGCGGACCCGGGGCGACUACAGCCGGCACGCCAUCGCCUGGCAGACGGGGGGCGGGUGCGGGGCGGCGGGCUUCCUGUCCGUGUUCGGCGGCGAGCUGUCCGUCUACACCCUGACCGUGGUCACCCUGGAGCGCUGGCACACCAUCACCAACGCGCUGCGGCGCGACAGGAAGCUGGGCCUGGCCCGCGCGGCGGUCGUCAUGGCGACCGGCUGGCUGCUCUGCCUGUCCGUGGCGCUGCUCCCCCUGCUGGGUGUCAGCAGCUACGGCAAGGUGAGCGUGUGCCUGCCCGUCGACAUCGACACGCCCUUCGCCCAGACCUUCGUCGUCCUCCUCCUCCUCCUCAACGUCGCGGCCUUCUGCGUGGUCUCUGCCUGCUACGUGGCCGUCUACCGGGCGGUGAGGAAGCCGGGGUUCGUGGGCGGCAGGAGCUCCGACGCCCGGAUGGCCAAGCGCAUGGCGGUGCUGGUCUUCACCGACUUCGUCUGCAUGGCGCCCAUCUCCUUCUUCGCCAUCUCCGCCGCCUUCAGGACGCCGCUCAUCACUGUCACCAGCUCCAAGAUCCUGCUGGUGCUCUUUUUCCCCGUCAACUCCUGCGCCAACCCCUUCCUGUACGCCAUUUUCACCAGGGCCUUCCGGCGGGACGUCUGCGCUCUCCUGGGGAGGCUGGGGUGCCACAAGGGCGGGUACCGGACGGGGGCAUCCUCCUCCGAAAACAAAGUGGGAAAGUGUAGCAGCUCCGUGGCGAAUAACGGGAUCUCCUGCACCACCCUGAAAAUGUGUACUAUGACACGGCAGGACCGACGCAUCAGAGAAAGGAUCGCAUUCCUUCGUCUUAAGAAUCGUAACUUUCAACUGAAGGGUAUUAUUUACGAAGGGAGUUAUAGGUGGUCUAUUGGAAGUAAAUUGUAUAUGCAAACCGCUAUGUCACAUACGGAUAUCAAAAGAAGAUCCUGGAUAAUUAACAUUGUCGUUCUCGUGGCAUUAAUUGUCUGCAAAUUAUCAACAGGUCGGACAGCGGAGGAGCAUGAUGGGAGCCUGCGCUCAGGGCACUUGCCGUCCAGACGGGACGUCCGAUCCCUCAGACCCACAGACCUCCUUCCCCUUGCUGUCCCGACCACUGACCCCGCCCCCGUGGAGCCCCCCAUCGCCUCGGGACGGGCACCCAAGGUGCACCUGACUCAGGAGGACAUCCGGAGGCUCCAGUUCAAACCCACGGUGGGCCGGAUCCUGCUGUCGGAGGGCAUGGAGGUCAAGGUCAACUGCUCCAUCGACAUCCACAACGUCCAGCUGGACCUGGCCAUACUGUGGUGGAAGAACGGCAGGGAGCUGGCGCAGAACCAGCAGGCGGUCAACGACCUGCAGACUGAGAGCCAAGGGGUGAUCACUCUGCUGUCCACUCUCAGCAUUAAGAGAGUUCAGCGCAGUGAUGCUGGGGAGUACCACUGCAGGCUGAAUGUUGGCAACACAGUGAUCGAGUCUCAGCCCAUUCACAUCCAGGUCGAAGGCCUCCCAACGUUCACCAGGCACCCCGAGGACAUGAACGUCACGCGCGGCACCCCCUUCAACCUGUCCUGCUCAGCGAUUGGUCCCCCUGACCCUGUCACCAUCGCAUGGCUGCGCAAUGGGAAGCACCAGGGGUCCGACGGCCCCUCCCCCUAUGACAUCACUAUACCAGGUGUGGACAGCCCCACCCACUUCAGCUGUGAGGCUCGCAAUCAGAAGGGCGUCACCACCUCCAGGGAAGCGCGCAUCAACGUCAAAGAGCUUCCGUCUCCAGUCUCCCAGCUGCUUGUGCAAUCCAGGGCCUCCAAUAAUCUCACCCUGCAGUGGACCCCUGGCCGUGAUGGAUUCUCCCCCCUCACCACCUGCCACGUCAUGGUGAAGGAGAUGGCACCAAGAGAGGGCGAGGCUACGCGUGUCAUUGACACCUCGGUCCCGCCCUUCCGAUUGGACAUCGCAGACCUGCGGGCCAUGACCUGGUACAGCAUGAGCGUGUCCUGCAGCAACGAGAUUGGCCCAUCCCCGUACAGCACCUGGGUGCAGGCCAAUACCACAGAAGGAGUGCCCUCAGUACCCCCCCACAACCUGACUGUUCAGCUGAACGAAUCGGUGCUGGUGGUCCGCUGGGAUGCCCCCCCUGUGGAGAAGGUGAACGGAAUCCUGCAGGGCUAUGAUGUCAUCAUUAGCCGGGGAAAACACGUCAGCACGAUUCGCAGUGACACAAACGCGGCCUACAUCACGGUACAGGAGUUCAACGCUACGUACGCGGUCCAGGUGGCGGCCCGCACUCAGAAGGGCCGAGGGGCGCUCAGCCUGCCCGUGGCCUAUUUUGUACCUGAGGCCGACCUGGCCCUGUCCCCGUCCUCCAGCCCCGACACCAGGGACUCUGACUCCAUGUACGUUGUGCUGGGGGUGGUGUGCGGUUUCUGUCUGCUUCUGCUUGCCCUGUGGGGAGCCAUGUGUGUGCGUGCCAGGGUCCUGGAGACGCGCUUUGGGCAGGUGUUUGGAAGUGGAGAGCACAUUAACCCUGUUGUCGAGUACAAAGCUCAGAGGUCCUACAACCGAUCUGCUAUUGAAGUCACACUUGCUAAUCUGGGAGUUAGCGCAGAGCUUCAGGCCAAGCUUCAGGAUGUGAUGGUUGUCAGGUCUCUGCUGUCCAUUGGGAAGGUCCUGGGGGAAGGUGAAUUUGGCUCAGUUGUGGAGGGUCGCCUAAAGAAACCAGAUGGAACGAUGGAGAAGGUUGCAGUGAAAACCAUGAAAUUGGACAACUUUUCCCAGCGGGAGACUGAGGAGUUUCUGAAUGAAGCUGCAUGCAUGAAGGACUUCCACCACCCAAACGUUAUCAGACUCCUAGGUGUGUGUUUGGAGAUGGGCUCCAGUCAUUUUGCCAAGCCUAUGGUCAUUCUUCCCUUCAUGAAGUAUGGAGACCUCCACAGCUUCCUGCUUCGCUCCCGUCUCGAGGAGAGCCCUAUGUACCUGCCAACGCAGACUCUCCUCAAGUUCAUGAUUGACAUUGCUCUGGGUAUGGAGUACCUCAGCAGCAGAAACUUCCUGCACAGGGACCUGGCUGCCCGCAACUGCAUGCUGAGGGACGAUAUGGCGGUCUGCGUGGCAGAUUUCGGCCUGUCUAAGAAGAUCUACAGCGGGGAUUACUACAGGCAGGGCCGAAUCGCCAAGAUGCCAGUGAAAUGGAUCGCAGUGGAGAGCCUGGCUGACCGGGUUUUCACUGUCAAAAGUGACGUGUGGGCGUUCGGUGUGACCAUGUGGGAGAUAGCGACAAGAGGGAUGACGCCGUACCCUGGCGUUCAAAACCAUGAGAUUUACGACUACCUCCUGGACGGUCAAAGACUGAAGCAGCCAGCAGACUGCCUGGACGAGCUGUAUGAGAUCAUGUACACUUGCUGGAGGGCCGAUCCAGUGGACCGACCCUUCUUCCCCCAGCUGCGGGUUCAACUGGAGAAGUUGACAGAGAAGCUUCCAGAAGCAUCCAGCAGAGAGGACAUCAUCUAUAUCAACACCAGUCUUCCAGAGGAGGAGCCAGAGGGAGAGGCGGAGCCAGGCCCAGGCCUGCCAGUCUUUACCUCCUCCCCUUCUUGCAGCCGCCCCAUGCCUGGUACCUGCCUUGUCACAGCUGAUAUCCACGAGAGCAUAGAAGAGGAGGCGGAUGAGGAAGACGACCGCUACGUCAUUGUCAUCUCCUCUGAGGACCCCGCUGUGAGAGGUGUGGGAGAUGUGGACACACCUCUCCUGACAACUGAUGGACAGGCCACGCCAGCCAAUGGCAGCCAAGCUAGUCAUAGCCUACGUACAGAACAGCCCCCCAGUCACUCUCUGCUCCUGCUAUGAGAAAGCAGGCCCACCAUGUCUGGGGGUAGAAACUAAAACAAAAGGGGAAUAAAUUCCUUUCAUUUCUUUUGAAAGUGUACCAUCAACCCCCCAUUCCUACUCCAACUUGUUGUAUACUGGUUACAUGACCUGCCCAGGUGAAUUUCCUGCAGAUAGGCUGGUGUUUCUGAAGAUGAUAGAGCAAUGUCCCUACUGCUGAAUCUUUCUAGUUUGGAAUUGGUAAUACUUACCGUGCCACAGAAACAAAAACUGCCGUCAGAUUGCAAUCCAUGUACAUUCUGAGAUGUUGAUAUCUGGCCUGAAGUUUUACCAUAAGUCAGUAUGUAAAAGUGGCUAAAGCUGUGAAUAGCAAACCAUUUAUUAUUAUUAUUUUUUUAUUUUACUUUUUUGAAGGGGGGCACAAAAUUCAACAGUAUUUUACUAUUGCUGAAGGUCCUCUGUGAAUCUGUAUUAUGUGGCAGCCCUGUUCUAAUCCCUAAGCAAUAUGAGCAUGCACAGUUUAUACCAAGAUACCUUGGUGACAUAAUUUAAUGUUUUUAUACUGAAGGAUUUAUUAAAGAAAGCAAGGAUAUGAACUUCUGAACUUCUUUAAAUCAUAUAUGUAUGUACAUUAUGAAUGUGUGCUGUACAUUCUGCCUUAAUAAGAUUUAUCAAAAGAGCUUUAUCCCAGCUAGCUAAAUACCAUAGCUAAUACACUUUUUCAGGCUCGACAAAAGACCAGUUUAAGGUGGAUGAUAGUCAAAUCUGGAUGGGACACUGACAAUAUACCUUCGGGCAGGGACUUCAUCUCAAGUUGCUCGGUGACAAAAAUCAAGCAAAGUAGAUUUAUCUCUGAAUAUAUGCCAUAUAUGUAGCAUCGUAAACUAAAUAAAAGUGUUGCCUUGAUAUGGGUUGCCUACAAAGAAAAUGUAGUCCUUGUAACUGAAUGGAAUUCUGAACUGUUAUUGCAUCGUUAAAUUGCACUUUGUUGUACAGAUGUACUUGAUGAUUUGUACUUGAAUAUAUUGUUGGCAGUGUGCAUUUGGCAGUGAAGAAUUUUGAAUUGUCAGCACAAUAAAGAUGUAUAUGUUGUA